AUGGAUCCUAGUCGGAAAAAGAAAACUGGUAGUGCAUCGUCAUCUAAAACGUCAAGUGGCACAUCAAAGCAGCAACAUAAAAAGGUGCGAGCCGUUGCGGUUGGUCAGAGUGCUUCAUCGCCACCUUCCUCAGAUACUUUCGACGACAGUGGGCCAUCGUCGUCUUCCAACCAGCUGAUUCAACCAUUUCAGAGACAUCUUAAUCUCGGUGGUGAUGUAGAGGACGAAAUCGAAAACUCUAAUGGUUUCGACCCUCCAGCUAAUCUUGAUGUAUCCGCAGGAUCAGGUUUUUGUGAUCACGAGAAAGCGGAGGACAUUUCGUCGGAUAAUAAUAGUGGAGAACAUGAUCGGAUGGGCGAUGAUGGAUAUCCUCUCAUCGUUGACCUUGGAACAAGUGAACGUCAGUCUCGAUUGGCUCGUCAACGCCUCAUUGAUGAAGUUAUUCAGGAUCAGGCAUUUGAUCAGGACGUUAUUGAAGAACUGGAACGUGCAAAUAUGCGGCGGGUCUUCGAAGAGAUUGAAGAGGGGGAGGACGCCGAGCACGCUGCAAUGAGGCGGCGAGCUACUGCAAAUGGAAUUGUGAGUGGUGAAGAUUCUCUAACACCUCGUGUUGAGGCUGCGAUCGCGAAUUACAUGGUGCGGAAAUAUGCAGACCCGGGAGGUAACGCUAACUCCGCUGUGAGCGCAGGAGAGCCUGAGGAGCCAGGUCCAUCAUCUUCCAGAUUGUCCAGUAGACCCGUUAAUAUUGUCCCAGUCAGUCACAAUCAUCUUGAACAUCCUGCUAAUAAUCUAGUCGCAGCGGGACGGCGUGCUAGCCCUGUACCUGAGCCCAGAAGUUCCAGAAGCCUAGGAGAAAAAGUACGCACAGGAAUGUCUCGUCGUGCUGCAAACGCCGUGGACGACAAUCCACUCGGAUGGCAAGGCGCGAAGACUACACUCAAGGAAAGAAUAAGCUACAUGUACUGCAAAGACGUUCUCGCCGAUGUGUACUUCACCGUUGGAAAAGACGACAUGAGGCAGCGAAUACCGGCUCACAAGUUCGUUUUAUCGAUCGGCUCCGUUGUCUUCGACGCAAUGUUCAAUGGUGGCCUCACUCCACAAAACUCCAGAGAUCCGCUAGAAAUUGAACUGCCUGACGUUGAAGUCCCGGCAUUCCGCGCUCUUUUGCGAUUUCUCUAUUCUGAUGAGGUAGAAAUCGGACCGGAAAGCGUCAUGACUACAUUAUAUACAGCAAAGAAAUACGCCGUACCAGCGAUGGAAACAGCAUGCGUUGAAUUUCUGAAGCAGAGUCUUGGAGCCGACAAUGCGUUCAUGCUGCUAACACAGGCUCGACUAUUCGACGAACUGGCGAAGUUAUGCUUGGAAAUCAUUGAUAAAAACACAGCGGAAGCAUUGAAUGGCGAAGGGUUCACCGACAUUGAUUUGGAGGCCCUAUGCCUUGUACUUGCGAGGGACACGUUACGAGUGAAGGAAGCACAGUUAUUCCAGGCUGUGGUCCGCUGGUCAACUGAAGAAUGUGCUCGUCGUGGUCUCGAACCAACAACUGAGAAUCGACGAGCGGUGCUGGGGCGUGCUGUGCAACUAAUCCGCUUUCCUUUAAUGACGGUGGAAGAAUUUGCUCAAUCAGCUGGUACGUGUCAAGCUCAGUCCGGACUUCUGACCGAUCGUGAGGUUGUCAAUUUGUUCUUAUACUUCACCGUGAACCCGAAGCCAUCGAUAGGGUUCAAUGACAAUCCAAGAUGUUCCGGUGCUGGCAAAGAGCUGGUUGUCAGUCGUUUUCAGCGCAUUGAAGGUCGGUGGGGUUACAGCGGUACCCCGGACAGAAUCAAGUUCACCGUCGACAGAAAAAUCUUCGUGGUUGGUUUCGGUCUGGGUAUGAGUGCUAUACUGGCCCUCAUGAAUAUCAGUGUGUUAUUCAGAUUAUCCAUUGUGGUACCGGCAAAGUGUUGGCUCAAAAUGAUACAUCGUUUGUAUGCGAUGGUUCCUCGUCAACCUGUCGAGUAUCGUUCCGGGUACCCGUGGAAAUUACUCCUGGAGUCACAUAUAUUGCAAGUGCCUGUUUGA
Ostertagia ostertagi is the source of this 2064-nucleotide messenger RNA. Lineage: Eukaryota; Metazoa; Nematoda; Chromadorea; Rhabditida; Trichostrongylidae. The record is from the annotation of a GenBank genome assembly.